AUGAGUGCAAGCUGUUGUAACGUUGAUCUUUGUAUCAUAGCAAUCGAUUGUGUUACAGCUCAUGACUAUGCUAAUUUCAAACGACAAUACAAACUUGGUGCCGAGUUGGGCCGCGGCGGAUUUGGUACCGUAUACUGUGGCUUUCGUAUGGCUGAUAAUCUUACAGUUGCCUGUAAAUAUGUUAUGCGAGCAAACGUUACGGAAUGGAUGGACGGACGAGUGGUGCCGCUUGAAAUAGUUCUAUUAAUGAGGUGUCGAGGCAUCCCAGGUGUCAUUCAAACGAUUGAUUGGUUUGAGCGACCGGAAGGUUACAUGAUUGUAAUGGAGCGGCCUAGCCCAUCCACGGAUUUGUUUGACUACAUUUCCGAAAGAGGUGCUCUUACGGAAAAUGUGGCUCGCGAUUAUUUUCGUCAGGUUGUGGACACUGUAUUGGCAUGUUAUCGUGUGAAUGUUAUUCAUCGCGAUAUAAAGGACGAGAAUCUGGUGGUAGAUAUGAAGAACGGUCUCGUUAAGUUGAUUGACUUUGGCUCUGGCGCAUUUCGUAAAGAGGGACCCUACACUGACUUUGAAGGAACUCGUGUCUACAGUCCUCCUGAAUGGAUUGAAGAAUCGCGUUAUGAUGGCCUCGAAGCUGCGGUGUGGUCUCUUGGUAUACUUCUCUUUGAUAUGGUCUGUGGAGACAUUCCUUUUCGCAAAGACUCCGAAAUCUGCAAUGGACAUUUGCAAUGGCGAAAUCAGCUUUCUGAAGAAUGUAAGGAUCUGAUUCGACAAUGCCUUGCUCGAGAAGGCUGCGAUCGUCCCACCUUCGAGGAAAUUCUCGAGCAUCCCUGGCUGCAAGUGCCAUCAGGAGGAGCUGGAGCUGCAAAGAACGAGUUGAAUGCUGGACGUCAUAAACUUGCCAGUGUCCCAGAUCGUCUAGUCACGGAGGCCCAGACUCAUGUACACCCAAGAGUCCCACUGACUGCAACACGAUCCGAUCAGUUUCUAGAUUGCUGUAGCAUCUGUCUCUUUGUCUCACCGUCUCCGAGUUUGACCCUUAAAUCUUUCUAUCCUGUUCUAUGUGCCGAAAUUUGUACAUACUCAUCUUUGUGCUACGCUCUCUCUUCCUUGGUUUUGUGUAUUUUCUUGUCCUUUAAUAAUUGCUUGUACAUAUCCCAUUCCUAA
Haemonchus placei is the source of this 1164-nucleotide messenger RNA. NCBI's taxonomy places the organism in Eukaryota, Metazoa, Nematoda, Chromadorea, Rhabditida, Trichostrongylidae. The record is from the annotation of a GenBank genome assembly.